Molecule: messenger RNA, 1699 nt
Organism: Salvelinus fontinalis (brook trout)
Lineage: Eukaryota; Metazoa; Chordata; Actinopteri; Salmoniformes; Salmonidae
Exons: 14
Coding region: 1016-1699 (227 amino acids)
Biological process (GO): mitochondrial fusion
Source: RefSeq, a predicted model, not a curated record
ACGAGUAAUUUAAAUGUAAUAACUUGCUAACAUGUCAAGAGUGUUUAAGGUGUGUCUUAGUAACAUAUUGAGGAAGUUAGUUAAGUUUGCAGAGAGUAAUAUGAGCCGUGCUCGGUUGCAGCUAGCUUCCUACUGCUACGUAGCUGCCAUUUUAUGUCGAUUGUGAAUGAACAUGUGCUUUAAUAAGAUAUUUUGCGGCAUUAUUUGUGUAAUUGUUUUUCAAACACUUUAUUGCCUGUUGAUAAAUUGAGUUAUGGUUUACUGAGUUAAAGCUUUGUACUUGACAGUUAUUUUGAAAAUAGUAUUUGUUUCAGUGAUGUACAGUGUAUACUGUUGUGACUUGAAUAAAACUAUCUAUUUCCUGUAGAUCUGUUAUUCUGUAAAAUGUGUUACUUAUGUAAAAUGAUUGCACUAAAAGUUCUCAAUGAGUAAACAUGAACCUAUCACUCUUGUGAUUCUUUCCCCCCUUGUUCAGGGAUGUAACACUAAACCACCACCUGCUAAACCACCACCUGCUAAACCACCACCUGCUAAACCAAAAUCUGCUAAACCACCACCCGCUAAACCACCUACUGCCACUGACUACUCUGGAACCUUAUCUGCUGUGGAGGCAAAUGGCAGUUGAUUCCGAUUAGGUUCAGCCCCCUGUACUGUGGGCCUGUUGUGAUCAGGAACAAUGCCGGUCCGGUGGUUAAAGCUUGGAGAACUUUCCAGUUCAUCAGCCCCAUCAUCACCUACAUGCGUGGGGGAUCCCAGCAGGUGGUGGUGAGGAUGCACCACGUGAGUAGGGUGAGAGGCCUGGAGACUCAACUGGUGUGGGCCAUCUCCAAGGAGACAGCUUAGUCCAGAGGGCAUCCCCUACUGUGCCACCAAAGUGCAGUCCAUCACUUGGAUCCAGCGUGUGGCUGGCAGGGUGACCCACUAUGCGUCUCACCUCCGCCACGAGACGUCUGUGGACGUGACGCUUGGCUGCUACCAGCAGACUGAUGUCUCAGUGGUGUACGCCACUCUCCACAUGGGGCUGGACGGGCUUCUCUCCUCUUCAGCGUGGUCGGAGGCUGCCUCCUUCUCUACGCCCACCACUCAGCAGUUCACUGACCCAGAGCCUGAGGGCCACAACUGCUAUGAGGGCUGGGAGGAGGACCUGCUGCCUGAGGAGAGGGAGGUUCCUCUGCUAAACCUCUACCUUAUCACCAAGAGAGUGGAGGACAUCGCCCUGAGGCUCAUCUCCCUGCGCCAGGCCUUCACUACCCUGCUUGGUUCCACCCUGAGCAGGAACCGUCUGUUUGUGGCGGGAAAGGUUCUCCUGGGCGCACUGGUUCAGGCCAACCACAUGGACGAGGCCAAGUUCAUCCGUACCUAUAAGGACUUUGUGGACUACCUGAGUGACCCCUCCAAGCGGAAUGACAUUGAGAGGGAGCUGGCUGAGGCAAAGAUCCAUCAUGUGAACAUGAUAGAUGUCCUCUUUGAGCUGGUGCUGUUUGGGUUAAUGACAGCUCAGAAGUCCCUGAUGGUGCACCCUGGUGGGUUCGUGGAGCGUCUGUACGCUCUCCUGUACUCCUUCCUGCCCACUGCUGCCAACAUGGAGCCAGAGGCUGACAGAUACCUGCUGCUGCUCAAUGAUUCUUGUGACACUUUGCCACCCAACAGGGAUCUAGACACCAAUGCACUACAUUACUUUCCUGACGCCCACUGUUGA